Cladophialophora yegresii CBS 114405 is the source of this 1359-nucleotide messenger RNA. Its product is annotated as murein transglycosylase. Gene Ontology annotation, molecular function: polygalacturonase activity. The record is from RefSeq and is a predicted model, not a curated record. Gene Ontology annotation, biological process: carbohydrate metabolic process. Lineage: Eukaryota; Fungi; Ascomycota; Eurotiomycetes; Chaetothyriales; Herpotrichiellaceae. Bases 1 to 1359 code for a protein of 452 amino acids. The transcript is spliced from 3 exons.
AUGUUGAGAAUAGUGCUUGCGAGUUGUUUCCUUCAGCUUGCAUCCUUGGCAGCCUCUUUGAGCGUUCGCCAGAGCGGAGGGCAAAACACCUGCACGAUUCCUUCCCAGUUCAAGUCUUCACGUGGGAAAGCGGACGACUCGCCUGCAAUCUCCUCCGCCUUUGCACGAUGCGCUCGAGACUCGACGAUCGUCUUCACUGAGGGUAUCGACUACAACGUGCUCCAGCCCAUUUCUGCAACCAAUCUGUCGAAUGUCUCCAUUAGGAUGCAGGGAACGCUUCAUCUUCCAAAGAACAUCACGGCAGUCCAAGCACUCGUGAACAAGACCACCGCCGCAACAAACGCAUCGGCGCUUUACUGGUUCACUCUGUCAGGUCCAUCGAUUCAUUACAUCGGCACACCAAAUGUCACCACAGGCUGGAUCAACAGCUACGGCCAAGCCUGGUGGGAUUCCAACCCCAAGAACGGCAGUGGCGCCCCUUCCCGACCGCAUCUGAUGAGCUUCAACACCACCAAUGGCUCUGUAAAAUACUUCAAGUCCCGCAAACCGAUCGCGUGGGGUAUGCAAGUCAGUGGCAAGAACAUCACCAUUUCAGACACCGUCAUCGAUGCUGUGUCCAACAGCCAUGGAUUUCCUUUCAAUACCGAUGGUUUCGACGUAGGCGGUACCGAUGUUCAGAUACUCAACAGCGUCAUCUUCAAUGGUGACGACGCCAUCGCGGUACAAGCUGGAGCCAAUAAUGUCUUGUUCCAGGGCGGCACCAUCGGCUAUCAGAGCCACGGCAUGAGCAUUGGCUCACUCGGACAGAAUCAAGCCAAGUGGGCGAACGUGUCGAAUAUCAGGUUCGACGAUAUCACGGUCAUCAACGCCGUGUAUGCGGCACGGUUCAAGUCUUGGGUCGGAGGUAAGGGAUUGGCGCAGAAUAUUACUUGGUCCAACAUCAGAGUCUACAAUGUCACGUUUCCAAUUUUCGUGACGCAGACGUACAUCAAUCAAGGCUCCGCCCAGACUCAACUGGAGAACGGGACCACCGUUGGGAGACCGAACAACUCGACGGUCAACAUGGAAGACUUCACCUGGGCCAACUUCACCGGAACAAUCAACACGUUUAAUCCUGGCGAUGGUUCAUGUGUCACUGAUCCAUGCUGGUACGAUGUUGGUCUGCCGGAUCUGCAACACACGGAAGCCGUCAUCAUCGAGUGCAACACGAACACAUCCUGCAAGAAUUUUGCGCUUGACAAUAUUCAGGUCUUCCCGGAGACUUUGACCCCGUCGACAGUCAUCUGCAUCGAUGCCGGCGCCGCAUUGAAUCCGAACCUGGGCUUCCGGUGCGCGAACGGGACGUAUGCGCCUGUUUGA